GACUGCAUUUUGCCUGUAAAAUACAUUUAUUCUUUCUUCAAGUCUGCUGGUGAACUUGUGCGUGUCUCUGUCUUCACUUCUUUGUGUGAACUUCGAACAUUUUUCUGUUUAGCUGCCUAGGUGUUAUUUAAUAUUAGGCGCCCCGCUUCUUAUUUAGUUAUUAUAACUUUGUAUGUGAAUUUUGUUUGGAAAGUAUUACAUUCCUAUACUAACUACUGUGCACUUGUUCAACUGAUGUAAUACAUGGAUGCAUAUAUUUGAUGACUUCUGGAUAAGUUUUAUUAGUUUCAUUUAUACAAAUGCAAUAACAACUUUCUCUGUUUAUAAUUCCACAUUCUUUACUUUGGCACAACUCGGAAUGUAGGGAAAUUGUCGAAUCCAAUUUUUUAAAUUCACAAAUCAAUUCUUUUAGAAGUAUCUUUUGUGAGUUUGGAAACGAACUGAAUCACUGGUUGUAAUUCAUUGGAAAUUCCAAUUUGAAAUUUAAUAUGUAUAGAAAGAUGCUAGUAUAGUGGAUGCAGCUAGACUAUCUCUUCUUAGAGUACAUCGAGUCGUCUGCUGAAAUCCUAGCAGAUAAAAUGCACACAUGAAUUUUUACGGCAGGAGAGUAGAAACCGAUUCGCAAUAAUCUCGACUGCACUCGACGUAAUAAAACAAUGACGUCCGCUCUUCAACUCGCCUGCUCGGGUGUAUGAAGACUAGAUCCAGCGGGCUCACGUUACACCGGCCAUACAGUGCGCGGGAAAUCUUGGACUAAGAGAAAAGAAUCGAAUACUCCGCAUCUAGAAUUUGAGCGUCGCUGGAUACGGAUUGACCUCCCAUUGUUGAUUAUUGUUAUUAUAUCUGACAUUUGUUGUGGACUAUAUCAGCAUGUCACAAAGAAGGUUUACAAAUGCCAAAAUAGUCAUUCUGGGCGGUUCGGCCGUCGGGAAAACAGCAUUUGCCGUGAGAUACAUCACAAAACGUUAUAUUGGAGAUUAUGCGCCUAACACUGAAAUGAUGUAUACUCAUCGUUUAGUAGGCAGCAGAGAUGACGUCACGCUCGAAAUACUGGACACUGCGUUUCAGAUGCCAAAUGACAUCCUGGAGAAACAUGUCAAGUGGGCGGAUGGUUUCAUUCUAAUGUACUCGGUCACAAGUCGUGUCAGCUACCAGGAGGCCUGCAAACUUAAAGAGACUGUGUUUCAACAUCGGGGUGCUGACCUACCCAUAGUGCUCGUGUCCAACAAGCAUGACCUCCUGACUGCUCGAGCUGUAACUGAUGAUGAGUGUGAUAAUCUAGCUGGCGAGAUGGACUGUCCAAGGUUCCAGAUCUCUGUAGCUGAGGGGCAGGACGGUGUGAAUGAAGCCAUGGAGGAGCUGCUGGUGCUGAUCAAGAGACAGUUGGUCAAGAACUUGACCACGACGCCUGAGCACGUGGCGGGACUGGAGAAGAAAUCUCGACUUUACAAUAUGAAGAAAGCUUUUAAGAAAAGAAUUGUCCGGAGUCGAAGUGAUACAUUCUGACUCGGUGAGGGGAGGGUCAAGUUCUCUUUGGGGCGCAUGUUGGACGAUUGAAAGGACACCAUGAGAUGAAUGUUAACUUCGGACUUUAAAUUGAAUGUUUCGUGUGUGCAUAAAGUUGUAUGAUGUUUGCAGAACUUAUUUUGGGCUGGCCAGACUUAUAGUAUUGAGUCACAAGUUAUACUUGACUAUUGUAUUUAGUAGCUGGUCAUACUUGCUAUAAUGUUAACUAUGUGGUUAUAUUUUACUAUCUUUUUACCUUGCUGGUUAUAUUUUACAAUAGUAUUAAUUUGCUGGUUAUAUUUUACAAUAGUAUUAAUUUGCUUGUUAUAUUUUACUAUAGUAUUAAAUUUCCUUUUAUACUUUACAAUAUUUAUUUUUAAGUUUCUGUAUUACUUCAUUUUGGUGUUAAGUUGCUGGUCAUAAUUUAAUAACAAAUGAAUUUGCCAAAACAAAGAUGUCGACUGAUGUAUACCCAAACUUACUUGGCCUACGUACACUAUUUAAUUGUACAUUUUAAAUUGCAACGAUUAUCCAUUGUAUGCUUAGUUGAUAUGAACUCGAAGACAGCUGAGACAAAUCCUCGCUUUAAAACCUGGUCUCAUGCAUGGCAUUGGUAGGCUGGGUCUGCUGCAGAUAUGCGUUCUUCUGUUCUCAGCUUUUAUUGGGAUCUGCGUUAUUUGCUACAGACUGAUCUCCUUGACUCUUGUCUUGAAACUCCGACACUCCCGGCCUCACGACAUGAGGAGAGAUCAAGAUGUAGCAUUGAUUUUAAGCCUUUCAAUAGUAUUAUAAUUUAAGUUUUAAUAUUUGUUUUAUUAAUAUUACGAACAAUAUUCGCUCCUGCACGUUACGCUGUAUUGUAAUUGUGACAAUGUCUAUAACUGAUCAUUUGAGUUAUGUGUAGAGCUUCGCGUCAUUUGAGUCAUGUGUAGAGUGUAGAGCUACGUGUCAUUUGAGUCAUGCAUAGAGCUUCGUGUCAUUUGAGUUAUGUGUAGAGUGUAGAGCUACGUGUCAUUUGAGUCAUGUAUAGAGCUACGUGUCAUUUGAGUUAUGUGUAGAGUGUAGAGCUACGUGUCAUUUCAGUCAUGUAUAGAGCUACGUGUCAUUUGAGUCAUGUAUAGAGCUACGUGUCAUUUCAGUCAUGUAUAGAGCUACGUGUCAUUUCAGUCAUGUAUAGAGCUACGUGUCAUUUCAGUCAUGUAUAGAGCUACGUGUCAUUUCAGUCAUGUGUAGAGCUACGUGUCAUUUGAGUCAUGUGUAGAGCUACGUGUCAUUUGAGUCAUGUGUAGAGCUACAUGUCAUUUGAGUCAUGUAUAGAGCUACGUGUCAUUUGAGUCACGUAUAGAGUUACGUGCCAUUUCAGUCAUGUAUAGAGCUACGUGUCAUUUGAGUCAUGUGUAGAGCUACAUGUCAUUUGAGUCAUGUAUAGAGCUACGUGUCAUUUCAGUCAUGUGUAGAGCUACGUGUCAUUUGAGUCAUGUGUAGAGCUACGUGUCAUUUGAGUCAUGUGCAGAGCUACGUGCCAUUUCAGUCAUGUGCAGAGCUACGUGCCAUUUCAGUCAUGUAUAGAGCUACGUGUCAUUUCAGUCAUGUGUAGAGCUACGUGUCAUUUCAGUCAUGUGCAGAGCUACGUGUCAUUUCAGCCAUGUGCAGAGCUACGUGCCAUUUCAGUCAUGUAUAGAGCUACGUGUCAUUGUUGCUGUUUUUAUUGUUUAAAUAGUGAAUUAUUGACCAUUUAAUUUUUUAAUUUUUUCUUGCAAUGAUUAAAUGUCUAAAAUGGAAUAUAUUGAACUACAAUGCUAUUUGUUCAAAGAAUCUGACUUUGCCAAACACAUGUUCAUGUUAAUGUAAUUUCGCUUGCUUUCUGUUUUGUUAUUUUUAAUUUAGUAAUAUGUUUCCUAUUUACAAAGAUUCUAUUAACUCACUCCUUCUGUCUGUCUCUCUGUCUGUCUGCCUGGAAGAUUUUUUUGUUUCGCGAUUUUGUCUCCCUCUCCCCAUUCUAGGAUCACGUGCAAAUUGUACACAAUUAUUGUCGAUAACAACACACGAAUUAAUAAAAUAAUUAACCAAUUAGUUCUUUUAAUUAGUGGUAAUUAGUUAAUUUUGCUUUAUAUAGGAGAAUGGAAAUAAAUCUUGCAAUAUUGAGACUAAUGGCAGUAAUUUAGCAAUUAUUUCCCUUGUAUAAGUUUUGUUUAAAAAAACAAACUAUUUCGCUUAUUUUUUUUUCUCUCCAAAUGAGCGUUGUGUUUUUUUUAAAUAAAGCUGAAUGAGGUGAAAUAAGAUCUCUGAUGAAAGGAACUCGAAUAUGAAUAAUGUUAUGAACUGAUUCUAUUUUUGUUCAGAUAUCUACAAGACAACGAAUAGAACUUUUAUUUCGUUAUUUAUUUAUAUUUUAAAGGAAAAAAAGUAUUGAAAUAAUAGACAGAGUAACUAUUUCUAUCUCUUCUCUGUUCAAUUAUACUAUAAAUAUAUAUAUAUAUAUAUAUAUAUAUAUAGAGAGAGAGAGAGAAAGGAAGAGAAAGAGAGAGAGAGAGAGAAAGAGUUAACAUAAUCAUAUUUAAACUCAAGUUUUAUGAAGAGUACAAAUUUUAGACUUAGAGUGUCUUUAAAAUAUAUUUAAUUAAGAAACUAUAUUCACUUUGAGAGUGCCUUUAAAAUAUAUUUAAUUAAGAAACUAUAUUCACUUGCUAAGAUGAAAAUGAUUCAAUUUUUUUUUCCUAAUCAGUUAAUUUUUUAUUUUAUUUUUAGGUUGGCAUAAUAAAAACAAAUUAUUCAAUGAAAAAAC
Biomphalaria glabrata is the source of this 4291-nucleotide messenger RNA. Its product is annotated as ras-related and estrogen-regulated growth inhibitor-like. The transcript is spliced from 6 exons. NCBI's taxonomy places the organism in Eukaryota, Metazoa, Mollusca, Gastropoda, Planorbidae. Bases 871 to 1506 code for a protein of 211 amino acids. The record is from RefSeq and is a predicted model, not a curated record. Gene Ontology annotation, molecular function: GTP binding; GTPase activity.